AUGGGUGGUCAAACUUCAAAGGUUGGGCAGGCUUACAAAAAAUUUUUUAAGAGAAAAAAAUUAAGAAAUAAAAAAAAUGAUGAUGAACAUACAAAAUUGUUAUCAUUACAAUCUUGUGGUGAUAUAUUGUCGUAUGGUUGUAUUGCUAAACAGAUGACCGUUAUAUGUUGUAAAAAUCUUGAAGAAUUAGAUAAAAUGAAUGGUUUUUUGGAAACGGUAUCAAGACAAUUGAAAGAAAGCAUAGAUGUAUUAAUAGAUGAUUAUAAAAGGACGUUAACAGAAAGUAAAAGGGACAUUUCAACAUAUUUAGAAGAUAUUGAAAAUCAUAAUAUGAGUAUUAAUAAACCAACAAAAAAAUGUAAUGGUUUACCGGAGGAAUUUAAAGAUAUUCAAAAUACAGUUGAAAAUGGAAGACUCUUAUAUAAUAUUUUGUUAGAAAAAAUGGAGAAUUGUGAUGAGUAUUUAGGUAGUUUUAAAGAGUUUGUUGAGACAACAUUUCAUAAGUCAAUAUCAUUAAAAAAGAUAAGUAUACGGCAAAAUCUUACUAAUCGUCUAAAAAAAGGAUUAAAGGAAAACAAUAUUGUUGAUUGUAUUGAUAUUAUUUGUCAAAUUCUUGUUGCUACAAAUUGUUCAAUAUCAGAAAAUGAAAUGUCAUUAAUAAUGGAUACAUAUUCAAAAAAGAUAGACCAAAUGUUUGAAUUUUACAGUAAAUUAAUUAAAGGAAUUGAAUUUUAUGGUAAUAAACAUUUUUCAAAGUCAACUGAAUCUCAACAAUUUCUUAACACUAUUCUUGAAGAUGCCCGUUAUGAAUGUAGUGAAUUAUUUGACAUAUUAAUAAAAAUAAAAGACUCUACUGAUGAAUUUCAUGAUGAAAGCAAUGUUAUUGUCUAUACAUGUAAAUAUUUUCUAGCUGUGUCAGUUACAGGAUUUUGGUUAGAAAUAACACCACGAGAACAUGACGAUUUUGAUGAAAUUAAUGGAUUUUUUUAUGAUUCAUUAAUACAAUAUUUUUACGCAUUAAAAGCAUAUAAUGGUAUUAAUAAUAAAAAAAUAUUUAUGCCAGAGACUUUUGAAGAUACCCUAAGAGAAAUUUGUCAACAAUACCCAAAUAUUAUAAAAAACACAGGUUUAAAGAAAUUUUUAAAAAAUCAAUUAAAGGUAACAUUUGAAUUUUGA
Messenger RNA from Strongyloides ratti, 1176 nucleotides. RefSeq lists its product as hypothetical. The record is from RefSeq and is a predicted model, not a curated record. NCBI's taxonomy places the organism in Eukaryota, Metazoa, Nematoda, Chromadorea, Rhabditida, Strongyloididae. The transcript is spliced from 3 exons. Bases 1 to 1176 code for a protein of 391 amino acids.